Messenger RNA from Hydractinia symbiolongicarpus, 1829 nucleotides. RefSeq lists its product as uncharacterized. Gene Ontology annotation, molecular function: DNA binding. Gene Ontology annotation, biological process: DNA recombination; DNA integration. NCBI's taxonomy places the organism in Eukaryota, Metazoa, Cnidaria, Hydrozoa, Anthoathecata, Hydractiniidae. The record is from RefSeq and is a predicted model, not a curated record. The transcript has 8 exons. Bases 1 to 1224 code for a protein of 407 amino acids.
AUGACCAAUAUUUGUAUUAUGAAUGGUUUAAGAGCCUCGAAUCUCAUAGAAUUGCUAGUGAGUGAUGUGAAGGAGGCCAGUCGUCACGAUGAUUAUCCUGGACACUGGGUAAUCAUCAACUCUAAUUACAAGACGUCGACGAUAUAUGGGGAGAAGGUUAUUGCUAUACCAGAUGCGAUCUUUAAUCAUCUGAAAAUAUACAUGGACCAUUUACGUCCUUUGUUUGAAAAUGCAUCAUCAAAAUAUCUAUUUUUGCCGUCAUCAAAUGAAGAUAAAAUGUCUCACGGUUUUGUUGGCAGUGCUUUAACAAGCAGCUUUAAAGAUGCCGAAGUUUUUAGCGAGAAAGAAUAUCAACGAGUUUGUCCAACCAGAAUUCGAUGUGCAUGCGCAACGUUUGCAUGUAACCUUGAAGGCAUGGACAUUGGAUUCUUCGCUAAGAACUUCAUGAAAAACAAAGAGGAAACAACACAGAGGCAUUACAAUCUGCAUUCAAAUGUAAAGCAUGCCUUGAGUCUUGCAAUGAUGGUCGGCGAUGGGUUUCAAGUAGGAGGUGAACGUAUCACCAUUAAACAAAGUGAAAGAGAAGAUUUGACAAAUCUACUCUUAAAAAAAUCCCGACCUUCAGAACUGCCUUCAAAAGAAAAAGUGCUAGAGUGGAUAAAGUUGAGAAACUCUGACUUGACAGCAAUGGAAAUGAACGCCAUUGACCAGAUAUUGGAAGAGCUGUCCGACCCAUCCACAAUAUCUGCAGAAAAAACAGCGAGUUCGUUCUAUGGCGAUUGUCUUGAAAAUGAAAAUGAUGGCAAUGUUGAGGAUGGCGGUGGAAUUGGUGAUGAUGAAGUUAGAAAGAUCGAAAAUUUCUGUCCACCUACACCUAGUAUAAAAAGCAGUAAAUCUAUAUGUAGAGAACAAGUUAAAGUUACUGAAAGUACAAUGAAAACAAGGUCGACGAUAAGUAUGGAGAAUACAGCUUCGGUUUUGGAAUAUUUUCAACCAAAAGUUUUAAGAAAGGGGAGUUCCUUCUUCAGUACAGAGGGCAGUUACUCUCCAAAGACGAAGCUGAGAAGAACGAAAAGGGAUACGAAGAGGAUGGUUUCGGCUGUUUUCUCUACUUUUUUGAUCAUAAAAAGAACGAGAGAAAAGAAACACUAUGUGUUGACGCAACCAAUACGGAAUCUAUUUGCAAAUAUGUCAAUGAUUCUGCGUUUCCGAACUGUGUUAUGAAUAAAGUCAUCGUCAGAAGUUCGCCUUUUUUGUGUCUCUUUGCCGUCAAAGACAUACCAUCGGGUAUAGAAUUGCGGUAUGACUAUAAGGAUAGAAAAAAUCUCUGGUGGAGAAAAAAGGAGGAAUGUAAAUUUCCAUUGAAAAAGACAGAGUUAGCUAAUGCUCCAUCCACGGAUGAGUCAAAUGAUGCGUACAAUCCAGAGUCCCAAAAUGUGAGCGAAGACCUUGACUCUGAGAACGACGAGGAGCUUGUUAAGGUGUUUUUCCCCGCACUUUUUUCUCUUCAUUUUUUUCUUUUGUUUACAAAAUUAAAAUAGUUCGGUGGUAAUUUGUAAACUUGGAGGCUGUGCAUAUGGAGGCGAGUUAUGGAUCGCGCAUAUGCAGGUUCGGUUGACUUGGCUAACUCGGCAUCUUGCUAUUGUUCAGAAAACCUUAUAAAAAACAUGUGUUCAAAAGAGAAGCGAGUCAGCCCGUCUUUCCAAGAAAUAUUUUGAAAAAUUUAUAACCACCCUAAAAUAAUAAUUAAAAACUAACUUGAAAAAAGUUUUUGUAGAAAUUUAUAGAUUAAAACUGUCUAACUUUAUUAUAAUAUCCAUAGCCGUUAC